Molecule: messenger RNA, 255 nt
Organism: Dentiscutata erythropus
Lineage: Eukaryota; Fungi; Glomeromycota; Glomeromycetes; Diversisporales; Gigasporaceae
Source: the annotation of a GenBank genome assembly
AUGUCUACCUCUGCUGAAGAAAAAAUUUCGGUAGUAGCUAAAAACAAAGUAAUUUUAUGUUGUGUUUUUUAUUUGCUUCACCAAUAUCUCAUUUCUUAUCCUGCAGAAUCUUUGAAAAGAAAUAUUGAGAGGGUUGUCAAGGAAGUAGAACUUAGACGUAAAGUAAAAAAAGUAUGUUAUUUUGCUGAAGCAUGGCUCAGUUCACCAGGUAUUGUUAUGGAAACUGAGAAAGGUCAGGCAUUAAUAUCCAAAUAG